Molecule: messenger RNA, 4135 nt
Organism: Pocillopora damicornis (cauliflower coral)
Lineage: Eukaryota; Metazoa; Cnidaria; Anthozoa; Scleractinia; Pocilloporidae
Product: diencephalon/mesencephalon homeobox protein 1-A
Biological process (GO): regulation of transcription by RNA polymerase II
Molecular function (GO): RNA polymerase II transcription regulatory region sequence-specific DNA binding; DNA-binding transcription factor activity, RNA polymerase II-specific
Source: RefSeq, a predicted model, not a curated record
UCUGUAUUGGUCAUGUUUUAAUUAAGCGAAGGUUUAUUUCGAAGAUUUUACCACAUUGGGGAGGAAACUGUCCCACAACUAAAACUAAGUUUGAAUUAACAGAGCACAACUAAGCUCAGUGGCUUUAUAGAAAGUACGUCUUUAAAAAGUUUUUGUACUUUCAAAGGAUGCAUUUAAGACAGAGAAUUCAACUGGGUUAAAGCUGAACGUUUUAUCUAUUGAUGAUGAAUGAUCAAUAAUUACCAAUUUCCGUUCAAAGUAUAUAUUUCCUAAUUUAACGCGUUUCAUAAGCGUCAUGAAUUUGCCUGAGCACAAAUUCAUGAUUAUCUAUAGUUUUACCACAAUUUAAAAGUACCUCUCUCUUGGCUCCGAUAAAGAAGAAUCAAUGCUGGAUCAACAAGUAGCACGUCUGGCAUAAAAUAAAAAUAUUAGUUUCCUCAACAGUGAUGUUUCCGUAUGUAAAAAAACGAGAAAAAAAGCAUAACUCGUUCCAUAUAGCAGUCUAAAAAGAGAAAAGCGACUGCGAUCCGAUGUUUGUAGUAUGACUACGCAUGAAAUAACAGAGAAUCCUCUAACAUAUGUUCUCAAUAUUCCUGACAGCUUCUAAACGCGCUCACUCCUCCUUGUUGUAAAAAAAUAACGCUUAUGGACAUUUAACACCAGGUUAAAAUUCAACAAUGCGGAAGGGUUAGCUGGUGGUGAGUUAGGCGACAGAAAACGGAUUUUGUUCUCUAUAUUACCAGGGCAAACCAUUAUUACUUUCGCAAUUCUGGUAACGAUGACAAGAAAUGCCAUAAAAGAAUAACGAUAAUACUGGCCCUCUUUGACAUGGCUGGUACCACUGGCGUGGGGCUGGAAUAGCGUGACAGAAAUAUAGGAUUACCAAAACGUGCACGUCCAAAAAUACUGUAAAGCGAUUUCAGCGAGGUUAAGAAGGGAUCAACCGUGUUAUGUUUGGCUGCGAACGGAAAAAAGAUUUGUAUUUUGUGGCCGGUGACGUAUCUUACAUACUUGGCGAAGUGGCGCGAUUAUGCGCGAACAGAGACGAGUCACCUGUAAUCCGCCCUCUCGAGGCAAGAAGCUAGCAACUGAAAUGGCUGAAAAUCACGUUAACCAACUUUUACCAGGAUAGUUUAGUUUUGUGUUAUGUCAUUCCGAUAAUCACGAGGAAGCAACGUGUUUGACUUAACCGAGGGUGUAGAAACAGUUUAGAGCAAUUUUUUCGAAGCAAUUUUAAGAAAUCUCUAACUUAAAUUUCAAUGAGGGGAAACGAUAAAAGAAAAAAAAAAGUGUAUACUACUGAUUUCUACAUAAUGGCAAAUGCGAAACCAUUGCGACGAUUGUUUAACUAUUCAAGAAAGUUACCACAAGAGCUAUAUGUAGCUUUGUUGCAUAAAUCGCUCACAAAUCGUGAAUAACAUACUCAAAUAGACUUUAUUAUAAACAGUUCAGCAAUGGAAAAUAUACGUUUUGCAAAAUAGUGGAAUGUUAUUUAAAUAUUCUUCUUAUAUCUAUAGUCACCAAUUAAACCUUUUUGAAAGUAGGCGGUUGAAAAUGAAAAGGCAAUGGGCUUAUUUCUAUUUUUUUCCGAAGUUGCGUCAAUGCUGGUUAAAAAGAUCUUCAGACUAGUCAGAAAAAUUACUGAAACUAGACAGCGGGCGUUGACGAGUCUAAACUAAAUUGAAUUAAAGAAAAACAGUUCACUAAAAGGAUAUUACAUUUACAGUCACUUUUCUUUGCGGAAAGGGAUUAACAAAAUGAAAGAUAGAAAGUAAGACUAUGCCCAGUAAAAUAUCACACACGUGAGCGAUAUACCUCCAUAUAUAAGAUAAUCACCCAAUUCAUUGUAUUAAUCAUUUAGUAAUACAAUAAAACUGAAGUAACCGAGGCAAUUUCCGUAUUUUUAUGAUAGAAGACCAACGGUGCUGCUUUAUGUUUUUUCUAAUUUUAGAAAGCUGCCAAAAUAUGUUUAAACGUGUUAAAUUUACUCAUAACCAUACAUCAUAUCCGUUUGAGUGGGAUUUUUUCUUCUCCUAUCAGUAUAAUAUAGAUCGUAAGGUUGUGUCAUGCAGUUUGUUACCAAAAGUUAUGAAAGAAGGGCGUGCAUAUUGUCGCAAUUUUAAAGGCACUUAGCUCACUGGUUUCCAGAAAAUAUCAUGAUCUAGGAUGAUCAUAGUUUUCUACUUUAAUUAACUACCCUUUGCUUCGUUGUAGGCGUACAAAAGCCUCUUCAAGGAGGUCUACAACACUGCAAUUUUAAGCCUAUCAAUCAUUGUCAGUUGCACGAAUUUCUUGAGCAAACGAUCGGCAUUACAAACAGAUUGAUAUGUGUACAUAGUGAUCUAACUGGUUUAGGUAAUGUAGUACGGAUGCUCUUUCCUUUAAGCGCGAUUUGCUUUACCCCACUGCUAGGAAAUGAACAACGCUCAAAUAGCAAAUGAAAUGAAGGGUUUCAGCAUGACUGUUUUGAUACUAAAGCUCGAACGGAUUACCUUUUAAUAUCGGUACACUUUUCAUAGUGUAUAUAUAAUUUUACAGAUUGACGCCCUUACAGGAAGUGUUUUGUGACUGAGUUACGGUAUAUACAGUCUCACAAAGCAAAGUAUUAGACGUCUUUGAAUGGCGGCCUAAUCACAGCCUAGAAAUUUUGGAAAAAAGUAAGGAGGAAGGGUUUGGUUAGAGCAAAGAGAAUCCUUUCAGUGUAAUUUUUGCUAUAUGCCAUGUUAUCAAUAGUUACACAGUUAGGAAAUCGUUAUAGGAUUUUGAGCUGUCUCCACGCCUAUUUAUCACUUUGUUUUCAAACGAAGAUGAAAAGAGAGAGCUGAAGUAGAGACAAGAAGCAACAUCCUCUCUCACCUUUGUCACCAAGGCUAGCUUUCAGUGGGACUUUCCUAAACCAUCUUUAAUAAAACCUCAAACUUACUUUAAAGAUCAUGGAGUCAGAUUUGAGUUCUUCUUCAUUUUCUAUUGAUAACAUACUGAAACCCGACAAAUGCGAUUCUACACAAGAACCUCGCUCUGCAGACCGAGCAUUAACGUUAGCAGAACGUCUGGCAGAUAUAAUACUUGAGGUACAUUAUGGUUCAUCCAGAGGGAAACAUCGGCGAACACGCACCGCCUUCACCCACCAACAACUACAGAUACUGGAAAACACUUUCUCAAAGACGCAUUAUCCGGAUGUAGUGAUGCGGGAGCAGUUAGCGGCCUACAUUAACAUUCCAGAAUCACGAAUUCAGGUAUGGUUCAAAAACCGACGAGCCAAGUACAGGAAACAGAUGAAAGACGGAGAGGAGCUAACAACGAGUGAAAUGGAAAAUAAAGCCCUGGAGAAUCAUUUCAACAGCCAUGAUGCGCCAUGGAACCCACAACAUUUUUACACAACCAACAGUCUGCCCUUCGGUCCGGGAAGUGCUGUUUCACCCCACAGCAACUUCGCACCAUACUCCUGGUCUGCCGUUCCUUUGUACGCUUCCAGCCCAUGUGGUUGCUUACCAUCGUAUUCAGAUAAUCAAAGGAGAUCCUCCUGGUCGUGCACGGCAUGUUACGAAAAUACAGAUGUAAAAGGCCACUUACAAUGAGCGUGAUUUGUUUGAAAUAAGUCAUAAACGUUAAAAUAAUGUAAGAGAGAUUCAAACUCAAUAGUUAAACGAUGUUCCUAAUAUCAUCACUAGAUUUCGUCAUUCCCAUCGUUUUUAUAUUUUCCUUUUUUUGGCUGAACAAAACUUGGAAAUUACAGAAAAUAGCUACGCUUAAAAGUCGUUUCAUUCGUGUAUUUUGUAACUGUAAUUGUUUGUCAACAGCCAAUUGUACAUAUGUCGAACUGUGACGUAAAAUGAAAGGUCUUCCUGCCAAGGAAAAUAAGGAUAUUUCGGGUGACGUGAACAUGUCAAAUAUAUAAACAGGUUAUGUAUAAUGAAGUAUUCCAUUUAUUUCUCUUAAGUCAGGGAUCAAGGUUACAUUUGGAUAAAAUGCUAUUACGUAGAAAAUAUCAUAAAAUUGAGUAACUAAGGAAAAAAUGUGUAUAAGUUAUAUAUGUUUACCAUAAUAACGUAGGUUUCCUAUUUUAAGUUAACAAUUGUGACAGCUGAUAUACGGAAAACUCAUCCUAGAAUAAAAAUAUAUCAUAAAAAUGUGA